Messenger RNA from Bombina bombina (fire-bellied toad), 3038 nucleotides. It is a transcript of the gene SLC7A8, whose product is annotated as solute carrier family 7 member 8. Gene Ontology annotation, biological process: neutral amino acid transport; amino acid transmembrane transport. The record is from RefSeq and is a predicted model, not a curated record. Gene Ontology annotation, molecular function: L-amino acid transmembrane transporter activity; neutral L-amino acid transmembrane transporter activity. Lineage: Eukaryota; Metazoa; Chordata; Amphibia; Anura; Bombinatoridae. Gene Ontology annotation, cellular component: membrane. Bases 380 to 1966 code for a protein of 528 amino acids. The transcript has 12 exons.
AAAAGGUUUGCAUUUCUGAGCCAGGCUUAAUACGGAGAGGCUGGGAGUGAUCAGGGUAGUGCACAGGAAAAAAAACAAGGGCAGGUGUAAGCAACUGCGAAAACACCGGUAUUUGUAUUUAUACGGCAGGUGUACAGACACUGCAGGGAGUAUACACACACUGUAGGAUACUGUCACAUAUAUACACCGCUCCAGGACAUGACAGCUUGUCACCUUUGACAUCCCAGUCGGACAUCAAGAGAUCCCAGUGCGAGAACAUGAGGAAAACACACUGAAAGGAGCAAAAGAGCAUAGGAUCUGGUGAGAGAACCUGGAGCUAAAUGGUACGGUAGACGUGGGCCCCAGUAGCUUGUGAAUUCAAGUUAUCAACAAUCCCAAAAUGGCAGAGGGUGCACGGCUUCGGACCAGUGCAGAGAAGAUCCCAGAAGAAGGACAUGACUCUGGCUCAGGGUCAAGUUCUGGAGGAGGAGGUGGUGUAGCUCUGAAGAAGGAGAUUGGGCUUGUGAGCGCCUGUGGAAUUAUAGUCGGUAACAUCAUUGGCUCCGGUAUAUUUGUCUCCCCAAAGGGUGUGUUGGAGAAUGCUGGUUCAGUGGGCAUGGCGCUUGUUGUGUGGAUUGUCACAGGGGUAAUCACUGCAGUUGGUGCACUCUGUUAUGCUGAGCUUGGCGUUACUAUUCCAAAAUCUGGAGGAGACUAUUCCUACGUUAAAGACAUCUUUGGGGGUCUUGCAGGUUUCCUUCGGCUCUGGAUCGCAGUGUUGGUGAUUUAUCCCACAAACCAGGCGGUCAUCGCUUUAACCUUCUCUAAUUAUGUCCUGCAACCCCUCUUCCCUACUUGCUUUGCACCAGAAUCUGGACUUCGUCUCCUGGCGGCUGUGUGCCUGUUGUUGCUAACAUGGGUGAAUUGCGCCAGUGUGCGCUGGGCCACACGCGUGCAGGAUAUUUUUACUGCUGGAAAACUUCUUGCACUGGGACUCAUCAUUAUCAUGGGGAUAGUGCAGAUCUGCAAAGGGGAAUAUUUUUGGCUAGAACCAAAGAACGCUUUUGAGAAUUUCCAGGAGCCAGAUAUUGGUCUCAUUGCAUUGGCUUUUCUACAGGGAUCCUUUGCCUAUGGUGGAUGGAAUUUUUUGAACUACGUCACAGAGGAGCUGGUGAACCCCUAUAAGAACCUUCCACGUGCCAUUUUUAUAUCUAUUCCACUUGUCACUUUUGUGUACGUGUUUGCAAAUAUUGCCUAUGUGACUGCAAUGUCACCUCAAGAAUUACUAGCAUCCAAUGCUGUAGCUGUGACAUUUGGUGAGAAGCUACUUGGUGUCAUGGCCUGGAUUAUGCCUAUAUCCGUGGCUCUUUCUACGUUUGGUGGUGUUAAUGGGUCUCUCUUUACCUCAUCCAGGUUAUUUUUUGCGGGAGCAAGAGAGGGUCAUCUCCCCAGCGUGCUGGCAAUGAUCCAUGUCAAACGUUGUACUCCCAUCCCAGCACUGCUCUUCACGUGCCUCUCUACGCUUUUGAUGCUGGUGACAAGUGAUAUGUACACACUCAUUAAUUACGUCGGUUUCAUCAAUUACCUGUUUUACGGUGUAACCGUUGCCGGCCAGAUCGUCCUUCGUUUUAAGAAGCCUGACAUCCCUCGACCUAUUAAGAUUAAUCUCAUAUUCCCUGUGAUCUAUCUCCUCUUCUGGGCCUUCCUUUUAGUUUUCAGCCUCUGGUCAGAGCCUGUGGUGUGUGGCAUUGGUCUGGCCAUCAUGCUCACUGGAGUGCCUGUCUACUUCCUGGGGGUUCAUUGGCAAAACAAGCCCCAGUGCUUCAAUAACUUUGUUGACUCUAUGACCCGUGCUGGACAGAAGCUUUGUGUUGUGGUCUACCCUCAGAUGGAUAGUAAAGAUGAAGAUGUGAGUGAGGAAACCAAGGAGCAGAGAACUCCAAUAUACAAGCCUGGAUCUGAAGAGGGCAAUGGAACCCAUGCCUGAACCCUUUCCUCCCUAUGGAGCAACCACUACCACUGCCUCUGUCUCUUGUGUGAGGAAACCCCUUAUGUGUGCACACACAUUUCCAGUGCAACUGUAUACAUCUUAGCACAGAGGGAUGGAGUUAAACAUGUAUGUGCACAAGUGUGUAUGUAUAUAUGUUUGUGUGUCUGUGUAUUACUAUGUAUAAGUGUGUGUGUGGCUAUCCUUGUGUGUUUCAGUGCACAUAUACCUUGAUGGUUAUUACACCAUCUUUCCUCUUGUGUCUCCGCUGCCCUCAGGUAUUUUCGGUUUCCAGGGUAGUGUCACUUAAUUUGAGGUCAGUGCUGUGAAAUUGUCAAUGUUGGUUAAACAAUGUUGUGGACAGUUUGUUUGUGCAACUUUUUCCUGUGCACUGUGGGACAGUCCUAGUCUGUUCCAUGCAUUGCCAAUAUUUGUACUACUGUUUCCCUCAAGUGGUAAGAAGAUGGAAUUGAAGCUUAUUGCAGUGUCCAUGAUUAUUUUUGUGCACUGUAUCCUGAGCUGCGCCUGUGAAAUUAUACCUUGUUCUUUGGCUGCCAAUCUGUGCAGGACACCAUUGUUCAUGCUGACAAAGUAGAUAAUACCUUUGAGGAUUGUUCUGCAUCAUUACAAAUGUUCAAAUUCAGAACUUGCACUGUAGGCGAAAGGUUUCUAUCAGACAGUCAUGUGACCUGUAUAGGACAGAUCUGCUUUCUUUUGGUGCAAUUCAUACAUGGAACACAAUGGGACAUCUUACUGUGUACUGUUCCUUGCUUGUGCUAUUGAAGUGGAGACCUAGCACACUCCAACCUUGGUCUCAGGUUUCUCUCCCUCAAACUGUCAUAGUACUUUUUGGGGGAAUGUUGCAAUCCUUACUCUAAUCCAAAGCAGCAGUUACCCAUAAUCCUCUGAGACACUCCAGUCACUUAUUCAUAUUCCUCCCUCACACUCCGAGGAUUCUGGAUAAUUCUUUAUUAAUGGAUCAGAUUCUCCAAAAUGAUCAUUUUAUAUAUUUUUUUUUAUUUAGAAUAUUGUCUUUGAAUGUAAUAAAAUGGAUCUUGUGCCUUUUUGGUGA